This is a messenger RNA of Punctularia strigosozonata HHB-11173 SS5, 1259 nucleotides long. RefSeq lists its product as uncharacterized. Lineage: Eukaryota; Fungi; Basidiomycota; Agaricomycetes; Corticiales; Punctulariaceae. Gene Ontology annotation, biological process: mitochondrial respiratory chain complex IV assembly. The record is from RefSeq and is a predicted model, not a curated record. The transcript is spliced from 4 exons. The coding region runs from base 153 to 881 and encodes 242 amino acids. Gene Ontology annotation, cellular component: membrane; mitochondrion.
CAGCCCGCUUUGUGCGAAGGCCACGCACAUAUUUCUCGGCAUGGAACUCGCACAAACUGUCAUCCGCAUUCUCCCCUAGGAGUUGCAUAUCCACCACAACCAACCCGACCACUCCGUAUAAGGCUCGCGGUUCGUCCGUUUCGACGGCCGCGAUGAUCAUCACUGGGUUCAUACCUAUAUCCUGCUUUGCACUUGGUACCUGGCAGGUCAAGAGGCUCAAGUGGAAGGUUGCAUUGAUUGAUGAGCUGGAGGAGAAGAUGGAACGUGAUCCACUGCCAUUACCCAGCCGCGUCAACCUGGAUGUGCUAUCCAACUUUGCAUAUCGAAGAGUGGUACUAUCCGGAAGGUGGGACCACGCGCAUACUGUCCUGGUUGGUCCGCGCGUGCGUGAAGGUACCAACGGAUACCACGUCGUUACUCCACUCGUCAGAGAAAACGGUUCGACUGUAUUGGUCGACCGUGGUUUUGUAACAAAAGACGCAGCCGAAAAUGCUCUACGCCGUGGAACAUCGGACGAUUCUGCAGUGCAGGUGUACGGGAUCAUCAGAACCGGUCAGAACCGCAACAGGUUCACUCCAGACAACCACCCGGAGAACGGUGAAUGGCAUUGGCUUGACAUCGGUGCCCUAGCAGAACAUGCCGGCGGAGAAGCAGCCGGUGUCCAGCCGGUGUUGAUCGAGGAAAUAUUUGAUGGACACGGUGGUCAAGCGGCGUCGAGGAUAGCCAAUGCUAUUCCGGUUGGUCGGUCACCGACAGUUGACGUGCCCAACUCACAUUUGUCGUAUCUAAUAACCUGGUAUUCCCUGUCUGCCUUUACCUCUGUCAUGUUCCUGCGGCUGUUUCUCAAUCGUAAACGAGCUCGCGGACGCCUGCGGCUAUGAUGCAGAUGUGCUGCAGUUGCUCGGCACGUAUCCGAUGCAUAUUGGGGCAAGGAUUCCGCGCCUUCGAGGUACACUGGCGCAGAUGAAGCACGAGUCUCGCACAACACCGCUGUUGGCAUGCUCUCUUAGGGCGACACGUAGCCGCGAAAUCUUCGGUAGCACUCUGCAAGGUCUUCGUAUCGCGGCCCUGGUCUGACCGUGCUUUAUCGCGCGAGCCAUUCCUCUGGAGGUGCUAUGCACCUCUAUGCGACGUUUGCGACGCAUGGAAACCAAAACCAAGUUCCUCCUUCCAUGUGGUGAUACAUAUCCAGACCCCCUGCAGCUCGAGCGUUGCGAACUCCAGGUCACUGCUUGAGCCUUAAUUUCAAGUGCUUAACA